Caretta caretta (loggerhead turtle) is the source of this 2241-nucleotide messenger RNA. Its product is annotated as 11-beta-hydroxysteroid dehydrogenase 1-like. Gene Ontology annotation, biological process: steroid catabolic process. NCBI's taxonomy places the organism in Eukaryota, Metazoa, Chordata, Testudines, Cheloniidae. Gene Ontology annotation, molecular function: 11-beta-hydroxysteroid dehydrogenase (NADP+) activity; steroid binding. Gene Ontology annotation, cellular component: intracellular membrane-bounded organelle; endoplasmic reticulum membrane. The record is from RefSeq and is a predicted model, not a curated record.
CUUUCCAGCAAAGGCACACCUCUUUCAGGGUGUUGUGCAAAAUUCUGUAUUUUAACGUAGGGACAGGAAAUAUUAAAUAAGCUGGCCAGACCCCAAAGCGAAGCUGUCACUUAGGCUGAGAUUUAUCAACUCUGAAGAGGAGCAAAUUAAAGGUUUUGAUGGACCCAUCAAUCCCACCACUGUGAUUUUCCAAAGGUUGAACCUUUGGGGAGCUGCAGUCAUUUCACUAACAGGUUUUUAAAGGGCAGGCAUUGGUGCUUCUGUCUGGAGCAGAUCUGCGGAGGAGUUGUUGUUUUUUUCCUUCUUCUUUCAUGCUUGAUUAUUUCCUGAUUCUGCAGUGGGAUGGGUCUGCUGAGAAAGAUUUUCAUUCCCUUUGUAGGAUUGGUCUUGGCCUUCUGUUUUUAUUCAGCAAGGGAGGAUUUUAAACCUGAGAUGUUGAAAGGGAAGCGAGUGAUCGUCACUGGAGCAAGCACUGGAAUUGGAGAGCAAAUGGCUUAUCACCUGGCGCGGAUGGGAGCCCAUGUUCUGGUCACAGCACGGACGGAAGCCAAGCUUCAGAAAAUCAUCACCCGGUGUUUGGAGCUGGGGGCAGCCUCUGCGCAGUAUGUGAGCGGCAGCAUGGAGGACAAGGCCUUUGCCGAGCAUGUGGUGAAGGAGGCUGAAGUAGUGCUGGGAGGCCUAGACAUGCUGAUUCUCAACCACGUUGGCAACUCGUACUUUAACUAUUUCGACGGCGACGUAGGGCACGUGCAGAAGCUGCUGAAGAUUAACUUUCUCAGCUACAUGGCCAUGACUGUCUCAGCCCUGCCCAGGCUGAAAGACAGUGUGGGCAGCAUCGUGGUGGUUUCAUCCAUGGCAGGUAAAGUUGGGUUUCCAUUUACCGCUCCCUACUCUGCAACCAAGUUUGCCCUGGAUGGGUUUUUCAGCUCCUUGCGGCAGGAAUUAAUCAUUCAGAAGGUUGAUGUUUCCAUCACGCUCUGUAUACUCAGCUUCAUUGACACAGAAAGUGCCAUGAAAGCAGCUUCUGAUGUGGCGCCGAAGGAGGAGUGUGCGCUGGAAAUCAUCAAGGCGGGAGCCCUCUGCCAAUGGGAAAUUUACUACAAAUAUGCAGCUACCAAAAUCCCCCUCUUGAUCCGGGACUGGGCUCCAGAACUCCUGGAUUAUCUGAUCAGAAGAAGCUACAAUGUGGAAAACCUAAAGAAAAAUUCAUCAGUCUGAGUUCUCCACUGCCUUUCUGCUCAUAUCUGUCUCUGGGGUUACCUUAAAUCAAGGCCUGGUGUGCUGUGGAGCUCCCUAGCCCAGGUUCCUUCUCAUUUAGGGAAUGCAAUGCUGGGAUCCCUCAUCGUGUGACCCUGGGAUCAUGUGGUAUUUUACAGUCCUGAAAACCAAUGCAGCAUGCCUCGGGUUGCCAGGUGUCUGUUUUUUUACUGGAAUGCCUGGUCAAAAAGGGACCCUGGCAGCUCCAGUCAGCACCACUGACGGGGCUGUUAAAAGUCCAGUAGGUGCCGCAGUGGGGCUAAGACAGGCUCCCUCCCUGCCAUGGCUCUGCACGGCUCCCAGAGCCAGCAGGAUGUCUUCCCGCCACCCUGGCUCCUAUGAGUAGGGGCAUCCAGGGGGUUCCGCAUGCUGCCCCCGCCCCAAACGCCAGCUCUGCAGCUCCCAUUGGCCAGGAACAGCAAGCAAUGAGAGCUGCGGGGGUGGCGCCUGUGGACAGGGCGGCGCGCAGAGCCACCUGGCCGUGCCUCAGCGUAGGAGCCAGAGCGGGGAUAUGCCACUGCUCCUGGGAGCUACCUGAGGUAAGGGCCACCCAGAGCCUGCACCUCUGACCCUCUGCUCCAGACCUGAUCCCCCACCCACCCUCUGAACCCCUCGAUCCCAGCCCGGAGCACCCUCCUGCACCUCAAACCCCUCAUCCCCAGCCCCACCCCAGAGCCUGCACCCCUCCCACACCUCAACCCCUUGCCCCAGGCUGGAGCUCCCUCCGAACCCCUCAGUCCUAGCCUGGAGCACCCUAAGGCACCCCAAACCUCUCCUCCCCAGCCCCACCCUAGAGACUGCACCCACAGCAGGAGCCCUCACACACUCCCACACUCCACCCCCCUGCCCCAUCACAGAGCCCAAUCCCACGCCCUGAACUACUCAUUUCUGGCCCCAUCACAGAGCCCACACCCCCAGCCAGAGCCCUCAGCCCCUCCCUCACCCCAAUGCCCUGAGCCAGCCCAGGGAAAAUGAGCAAGUUAG